AUGUCAUUGCAGGAAACACUAGAUGCAUUACGAAAAGACUUGUAUGAUAAUUCAAUUUAUGAACACUCAAAUUAUAGCUUUGAUAUCAAAUAUGCAUACCAGUUGUUUUCACAUAUGUACAAUAUCUACUCAAAUGAUAUGCUAAAUCGACCUCUUACUGAGACUGAAUAUGUGGCAUAUGUGUGGACGCCACUAAUACGAUAUGCGUUUAUGGAGCAAGACAUUCGCAUUUCUAGCGGGGAAGUUGGAUCUCUUGCGUAUGAAAAGUUAAAGAAAAUUUCUCAGCAGCAGUCAAAGAGUGGAUUCAAAAGCAACGAUUAUAUCGACAGGAAUGGAUGUACUCAUUCAGGAAAAUGCGAAAACUGA
This is a messenger RNA of Funneliformis mosseae, 366 nucleotides long. NCBI's taxonomy places the organism in Eukaryota, Fungi, Glomeromycota, Glomeromycetes, Glomerales, Glomeraceae. The record is from the annotation of a GenBank genome assembly.